CACUUCUGUUUGCUAGUUGUAUUUUUUCCCUACUUGACCAGUACCGUUUGCUUCAGUCAGACUACACGAGCAGCUGCUCAGCACUUAAAGACCCUCCUGUCAUCUAUUCAACAGGUCGUAUCUUGACCGAGGCAAACUGAGUCUGAUUUGGCUGAGGAAAGAAUGAAAAGUUGACAUAAAGCUUACCCUCUCACAGACUUUAAAAAUACUUCGUAUGGUGAUAAUAAACCCGGACUAGCUUGCUUACAUGUCGUGGAAUUGUAAUGUUUUUAUUCCGCCUCUGCCCUAAAUGUUGCCUUAAACCGUGCCCCGCCUUGAGGCCUGGACAAAGUAACGGUGAGCCGGUGAAGAUGACUCACUUUUCUAUCAGGGGAGGUGAAUUAUCUUCUACACACUUAAGAGAAUUCAAAUCAGCCAGAUUACGUGUAUUAUAAUGCGCCCUGGUACCAUAUUUCAGAUUCUCUCUAAUGUCUGCAGAAUAUGUGUCUACAGUAUGAAUGGGAUCAUCUCAUUCUAUGUGGAAAAAUAUGGUACCCAGAAGAUCCUGGAUGUAGAUCAUGAUGUAGUCAAGGAAAAUAGCAUGUUUAACUGUGUAAUUGGUGGUUACGAUGUGGAGCUGUCAUUGUCAGUUGUCCUGUUCUAGAAUUUUUGAGUCAUUAUAUGUAUUAGAUUGUUGAAGGCUUUGCAUAGAAAAUGUGAGGUCCAAAACAUGAUUACAGUGAUAAACAGUAAAUUAUUAUUAUAUAAUGUUAAGAGCUUUUUAUUUGAUAUUCAGUUUUCAGUCACUAUUUUCCAAAAUCAUGUUCUGUGGUCUGUACUGUAUGUCGUAAUUCAGCAAAGUGAACUCAGCCAGCUUCAGGACCCUUCACUAUGACUCAGUUGCUGUGAUUCUUCAACCGGUUUAAACUACACAUCUACAGAUUAUUACACUGAGAUAUGAGAGAACUGUAAAUGUGCAACUUGGCUUGCAAAUCCAAGUGGGAAAAAAAGAAGGGGGCCCUGAGUCUUCAUUUGUUAGGUCAACUUAUGCAAUAUCUAAGGUGAAAUUCAAAUUCAGAAUAAAUAUGUUGCUGUAAAUAAGUUAAAAAUUCACAUCAAAAGAAAAGCAAGCUGUUUUAUUUUAAGCCAUGUCUUGCCUGGAUGUUGUAAUAACUGAUGCAUCAUGCUGCUCAAUUAUAGCUGAUGAAUAAUAUCUUCUACUGGCUUACAUAUUGUGACUCAACUUCAGACAGGCUGUUGGACACCACAGCCACGUUGUAAGUUGUCAGUAUCCACUGAGAACAGCUUUCCCACAAUAUGUUGUUCAGCAUUGCACUUGGCCACUGCACACAUAUAGCUGUGGAAGACUCAGUUGCUAUGUGGCGUCUCCUGCUUCCAGUACUAAUGGAAGAAUAAACAUGCUGCACUAUUGCUCCAGUCAAGUUGCCUGUAAAAUUUGUAUCAGUUAGUUCAAUGUGCAUACAUAAUAGCUUAAAAAAUAAUUACAGCCAUUGUGUAAGAGAAUUCAUUUAUGAAAGUGUAAUAAAAUUUGUAUUGGAGCCUGUAGCUCUGAAACUAAUUUAAUUUCAAAUUUGACAAGCUUCAAAAGUUGCAGUGGGAUAUUUUGGAGUUUUGACUGUUGCUUUUGGUUCUGCUAAUUUGAGAUUUUUUUUUUCCACAAUUUUGACAUACAAAACUAAGUAAUUAAAAAAAGAAGAAAAACAUUUGUUGCAGCUCUAGUAAUAUGGGUACCCAUUUAGUUUGUGUGCUGCUAUGUCAUGUAAUUUAUAUAAAUAAGUAUUUGUACCAGGCAAAACUACAUUGGGCUGCCUAAAAAGAAGCAGGAUGAAACCACAAAUCCGUUAUUAAUGUUAAAGAUUAGAUUCUUUUUUUUUUAAAAGCUCUAGACUCUUGUUGAAAAUCAAAGUAGAUAAAAAGCUGACUCUGAACUACACUGAACCAUCCUUUGUAAAAUAACUAACCACCAUUCAAUAACAAACUUGACACUGAACAUACUAAUCUGAUGACGCAAACUUGAUUCCGUUAAGAACGCGUGGCUUGUGGCUACUCUGUCGUGGUCCAAAAAUAACACCAAUAGAGUCUAUAUUCAAAAAGUUCAAAACAACUUUGCACAAGCUGUCUUGGACGCCCUUUGGUGUAUCUUUCCAAAUAGUACAUGCAGUCCCCUUUAGCUGCACAGUUAACUUCAACACAGUGUUUAAAGGCUUGCAUGAACAUCUUGAAUUUUAAAGGGUCUCCUUCAAAGACUGGUGUCUCUCUUGGUGGAAGUUGACUUGACCUCUGUUGUUGUAGUAGCAGUUCAGAUACUUGAUUUUGCUUCUGUAAAAUCUGAAGUAUGCUGUUAUCAGCUGUAUGUACAACAGUUCCAUCCUCUUUUCCACUUCUUUCCACUUUUGACAGUUACAUGUAAUGUCUUAUUUUCUGUCGAACCUUGCAUUGGGAUUAACAUUUGUUCACUUUAGUGCUUUUCAAAGUAGGACUCCAUUCCAUCCUGUUCUCCUGAAAAUGCUUGCAACACAGACACUUCUGCACUGCAGCUUCAAUCUGAGCCUCAAGGUCCACUUGCUCCAUUUGUUUGCGUAGUGAUUCUGCUUGUGUCUCCAGUUCGUCUCUUUUUUUAGUGAAUCUGCAUGUGCCAGCAGCGCAGCUCUGUUAGCUUCAGCUUGUGCCCGUGCCAUUGAGGAUUUGUGGGAUCUGUUUGAUCUCACAGAUCCUGCGCAGGUUGUUGCUGAUCCAACAUUUGAUAUACUUUUGGUGUUAUUUUAUCCUCAAUGCUUUUCUCAGCUCCUUCACGUGCACACUCCAAAUAUUUUGCGACACGUCGAGAGACUUCAUCCACACCCAGAAGUUUUGCCUUGAAUCAUAUUUCAUGCUUUUCUGUUUCUUCCACAGGUAACAGCUUGAGCAGGUCAUUAUGUGCAGCUUUUGCAUCGUUAAGCAGCACUUGAUAUUUGUUAAAGCUGCUUUCUAUUUCAGCUUUAUUCCCAGGUUCAAACAACAACAACUCCUGAAUUGACCUUUUUAAUUCAGCAGCUUUACUCAGUUUAAAUUUUCUUGUUUUUUCUAAAUCUUCUGUUUUACAAAGUAGUGCUUUUGUGGUAAGUUUUACUUUUCUUUUUGUGACUGGGAGUUCAGCCUCUAACAGUCUGAGAUUCAGCAGUUACUUCUACUGCCUCAUUCAUCAUUUCACACAAAUCUGAAGUUACCUUGAUUAUCAGUUUGAACCUUCGAACCACCUUCAGUUUCAGACAUUUUUUAACCAUUUGUUCAUCAACCACAGUUUUUCGUUUAAAAGUUGCUUUUUCAAAAGUUCACACCAAUACACAACGUAAAUUAUGUCCAUGAAAAUAAAGUCUCUUCCUCUGAAGUAGUGUCUUGGAUAUGAAAUAAAGUUUAUUUUACUUUGUUUUCACCCAGUGCAUUGGUAUUUCAAAUAGAUAGUUGUGUGCACACUUUUGUAUAAUGGCCAUAUGUAUGUGUGUGGUACCUCCUUUAUUAGACCUCGAUCCAAAAGAAACCUUUCCUCGUCUGUCCGCCGCCGUUGCGCCGCCGCUGCCCCGGAGUCUCCAGUCUCCGUCCGCUGCAACGCGUCCAGACGUCCACACCUUGCCAAUGGGUGGUCCACUGCCCGGCCCCGAUCUCCGGUGCUCGUCGCUGCGCCCAAUGCAGCCGCGACUCCUCCUGUCGGGUCUCUCCUGCGCCCAGCCGUGAGCCGUGGCCGUGGUGAAGAUCAGCGUCGUCUAAACCACAGUGUCUGGAUUACAGCUGGAUCGCAGCGUUGCCGUCCUCGUCGCACAACUUAUAGUUUCGAUACGAUCAAAUAGAGAUUGUUGUUGACUAAUUGAUGACGCAAACUUGAUUCCGUUAAGAACGCGUGGCUUGUGGCUACUCCGUCGUGGUCCAAAAAUAACACCAAUAGAGUCUAUAUUCAAAAAGUGAUUGGCCAAACUCACAAUUAUGAACGGAUUCAUCAAUUUAUUUACCUUCUGGAGUUCAUCAAAAGUAACAAAGAACAAAGACUUUCCAAUAAACUGUGUCAUGCCACGCCACGGUCAAAAACAAUUUAGCUCCCGUUUUGCGCCACACCUGUGGCAAUUAGUGUGGCCUUUAAAUACACAGGUAACUAAUUCACAGCACCACUUGCUGGUUACUGAUUGAAAUGGCUCCAACACUAUCAGAAAAUCUCUCAUUGCCAUGAGGGCUUCACAUUAAUACCGAUCACAACGUGGCUGCAUUAAUGUUACUUCUGUUGGUUGUGAUUUGUAUAUAGUAUCUAAACAUGUGUCACAGUUUGUUUUAUUUAUCUUACGCUUUCAGUUGGUAUAUGUCUCCGUGUCACAUCGCUGAAACUACCCAGUCAGAGUGGAACUGAGGAAACCAGCCAGACGUUGCCACCAUGUUGGAGGAGGAUAUGGAAGUUGCCAUCAAAGUGGUGGUGGUUGGCAAUGGAGCUGUUGGCAAGUCCAGUAUGAUUCAACGUUACUGCAAGGGCAUUUUCACUAAGGACUACAAAAAGACUAUUGGAGUGGACUUUCUGGAACGGCAGAUACUAGUAAAUGAUGAAGAGGUGCGACUAAUGCUGUGGGACACUGCUGGCCAGGAGGAGUUUGAUGCCAUUACUAAGGCCUACUACCGGGGAGCCCAGGCAUGUGUGCUCGUCUUCUCUACCACAGACAGGGAGUCGUUUCAGGCUAUUGACAGCUGGAGGGAGAAAGUGGAAGCAGAAGUUGGGGAUAUUCCCACGGUUCUGGUGCAAAACAAAAUUGACCUUCUGGAAGAGACUGUUAUUAAAAACGAGGAGGCAGAAGCUUUGGCUAAAAGGCUUAAGCUGAGAUUUUAUCGGGCUUCGGUGAAAGAGGACCUUAAUGUCAAUGAGGUGUUUAAGUACUUAGCAGAGAAGUAUCUUCAACGACUCAAACAGCAAACAGCAGAGGAGACAGAGGUGGUUCACACAACAAGCAAUAAAAUAGGUGUUUUUAAUACCACAAGUAGUAAUGUCCACAACCAGAGCUCCAGCAACGGCAGAGAAGUCAUCACUUUGCGACCUAACAAACAGAGGACCAAGAAGAACAAAAAUCCUUUUGGAAGCUGCAGCCUACUCUAGAAUGACUGACUGUUAUUUCUAAGAUUGGUCAUAGUUGUAUUCUUUGGAGGGAGCCACAGUUAGAGACCAAAGCCCACACAGACUGGGAAGUACUACACUAUACUACUUUAAUAACCUGAUGUUUAAUCUGUAUCCUGAGUUGUUUCCCCACAUUGGUGGUUGUAUUUCCUUUGAUUCAGCGUUGGUUCUUCAUCAAUGAUCUGAGCACAAAGCCUGUCAACCUUUGUACACACUUGGGUUUUCCUUGUGGUUGCCUUAAGAAUCAGCAACAGCUGCAGCUACAGUAUAUUGUGUCGUUGAAUAAACUGUUGCAGUGCCGUUCAAAACGAGCCUGUUCAGAACCACAUGGUGAUAACAGAUAGCAGGACAGCUGAUUGUUACAAUGGCAGAUUUACACAACCAGUUGUACCUAGUGCAAUUGUAGCGUAAACUCAACUUUAAUUAGUCAUAAUGUUUCUCUUCUUUUGUUUCUCGCAAACUGCUUGUCCAAACGUCGGCACACUCAACACUGCAGUUCCUUGGGUCCUCAGCAAUACACCCGCCAAGUGUGAGGUAGAUUGGAUAAACAGUUGUCGAGAAACGCAAAGAACAAACACUUACCGAGGCGCUUUCAUUUAUUAGUGAGAUGAUGCCCUAAACAGGAUACGUUAUGGCUGUAAGUGCAAAUGGAUGUCCCCCAAGUUACAGAGGAUUUUUGUAAUACAACUUGAACCUUUCAUCAAAAUAUGUAAAAGCAAAGGUUGCACUCUUACUCUAUGGAAGAAAAAAAAACUCCUGUACAUGAUUUUUAAAGUCACUCAUUCCUGUGUUUGACAUUUCAACUGUGCAAUAUGUUUGCAUGUAUUAUAAAAGAUAUACACAUUAUUUUGUACCAUAUUUUUCUAACUAUCAACAGAAUAUGGUUCAAACUAUACUGUUUAUCCCUAUCGAAUUCAGAGUUUAAUGUGUAAGUAUUUUUGUACGAAACAACAGUGUUGAAUGAUAUCUCGUGCCAAAUUUCCUCUUUCUGAGCUGUGCUUAAAUAUUAACACUGCAGUGAUUUGGAUGUAACAUGAAAUUGAUAGAAUGUGCUCCAAUGUAUAACCAAAUAUCAGUAACCACUGACACAGAAAUAGCCCUUUGUAUGUCUGCUUACACUCCACUUAUUUACAGAUUUAGUAACCAGAUUGUUUUUGAUGUAAAGCACGAGUUAAAAAAUGAUACUCUUCCCUAUGAGAGUCAUGGUAUUCAAGUUUCAAUCAGUUACAAGGCUUUGGUUUUGAUUGCAAUUGUUUACAUUUUCCAUAUUUAACCAUUAUUUUUUGUUUACUUUGGUACAAAUAUGAGCUCAUUAGUCAGCCUCAGAGUUAAGUUUCACUACCUACAGUACACAUUCAGAUUCCAUAAUAUUUCUAACAUUUCCUACACUAAACAUGGUACAAGAUUAUUUUAGGCUUGGCUUGUGUAGUUCCUAUUAAUUUCUACGUUGUAAAUAUCAUUGUGCUGUUUUUUGAUUGAAAAAAGCAGGAGGAGUUGGGACACAAAGUUGGAAAGCUUAGUUGUGUCUGUGCCUGUGGUAUAGAGUCAAGGGCAGAAUGUAAACUAAUGCUCUCUGAAGGUGUUAGAAGCAGAACUGGAUAUUUUUGCAUUCGACGUGCUUAUGUGUGCCUGAAUAUGCAAGAAAAAAUAAGUUUCUUCUCACGACUGCAUCAGGGUACUCCCUAAAAGAUUCCCCAAAUGAAUGCUCAGUCUUCGAUACAGCUAGCUGUGAACUCAAUGUUACAUGCCUUGUUUGCCUCAAGCCUUUUUUUUUUUUUUUUCAAAAUUCAUUAUCUGGAGAACACUGGUUUACCAAGCACAAACAAAUGAUGUGAUGUAGAGAAGUCUUACAUUAAAUCUGCAGUCAAAUUAUUAGCAUUUCCUUAUUAGUAGUCAAAUUUGUAAGUAUUUUACAUGGAAUUAGAAUACAUAGAACAUCUGGGAAUACGUGUGCAUGCACAUUUUUUGUCUUUCUAAAAACAUUUGCAACUGAUCUCAGAUCUGAGUUCAGAUGGGACUGAAUUCAUUCAUUUUAUUCACUUAAGUCUGUUUUGAAAAUUCCUAAAGGUGCUUACAGUGUGUUCAACAGUUAAACCAUUGGUACUAAGAUUGUGUCACAUCUCAAGCUUUCUUAUUUGGCUGUAUGUAAACUGUGCUGUUUUGAGAAAAAAGAGAAAGUGGUAUAACUUUUAUGCAUGCAAGCCUUUUUUUCCCACAUCAGUGAAUGUUCAACCAUGGUUGCAAUGCCUUGUCUAUGUUUACAUUCUCCCUCUUUGACCACCAGUGAGCAUUUUAGUCCCUGCUGUGGCUGUUUGUUUAAAAUUUGCCUGCACAGUAAAUCUGUAAAUAAUAAUUUCUCAACUUUCUCUUAUUUGUAACAUUGUGUUUACCUUGUCUUUUGGCAGUUUGACAGAAUGAAUUUAGCGCACUUUAUCAUUGAGAUGGCAUAUAAUCUUAAAGAAUCAUAAGUUAAAACUAACCAUACUUAAGUGCUGUCACUCAGGUGUAAAAAACAUGUAUCUUACUUUUGAUCCGCUUUUUUUUUCCAACGUGACUUCAUAAACCAGUUUCACACAUUUAGAUAGAUAAACCAACACAUGAAUGCUUAGUUUGACAAAACCCGCAGUCGUUGCAGUUUUGUUAUUGCAGCCUGAAGUGUGCCACACAACUGCUCACCUGAUGUUGUGUUUGGGAGGUAAUGUUUGAUGGCAAUCUGACAUUAAUAAAUAAAACUUUACUUUUUUUCUCGGGCA
Molecule: messenger RNA, 7875 nt
Organism: Amphiprion ocellaris (clown anemonefish)
Lineage: Eukaryota; Metazoa; Chordata; Actinopteri; Pomacentridae
Gene: rab23
Product: RAB23, member RAS oncogene family
Exons: 6
Coding region: 4397-5104 (235 amino acids)
Molecular function (GO): GTPase activity; GTP binding
Source: RefSeq, a predicted model, not a curated record